GCCAUGGUGUUUAGAAUUUGCAAUCAGCACUUUUAAUUCUCACUCAACAGUUGGUUAUCGUGCCAGUCGGUGUGGAACGGAGCGUAAAAUACUGUGUCCCGUCUGUUUGCUGUUUGCGUCAUAGUUUCGCUGCUAGCCCUAUACCAGCCUGCAAGAACGAUGCGGUUGAGCCCACUGGAUCCCAGCUCCUACUCUAAUGCUCAGGAGCUUAUCAUACGGCAUGUGGAUCUGGACUGGACGGUUAACUUCGAUAAGAGCACUAUCUCCGGAAUUGCGACCCUUCACUUCAAGCUGACCAAGAAGGACCUCGAGGAAGUUUUUCUGGAUGUAAGCGACCUCACGGUAUCAUCGGUCGCGGCAAAAUCGACGGCCGGCGAGGUUCCGCUGGACUGGGACAUCGGAGGUACGAUCGAGAACAUUGGCUCGAAAUUGACCAUCUACUUGCCCACGAAAACGAACGAUGAGCUUACGUUGGUGAUUGCUUACGAAACAUCGCCCAAGGCGAGCGCUCUGCAAUGGCUUACGCCCGAGCAGACGUUUGGCAAGAAGCAUCCGUAUCUGUUCAGCCAGUGCCAGGCGAUCCACGCCCGAUCGAUCCUGCCCUGUCAGGAUACGCCCGCCGUGAAGUUUACGUACAACGCAACGCUACACCACCCUAAAGAGGUCACGGGUCUGAUGAGUGCGAUUAAGGUGGACUCGGAACCGGGAGUAUCGAAGUUUCAGCAGAAAAUUCCUAUCCCAAGCUAUCUGCUGGCAAUUGUGGUAGGUGCGCUGGUGUCGAAGCCAAUUGGACCUAUCUCCAGCGUGUGGGCCGAGCAGGAGCAGAUUGAUGAGGCGGCAGAGGAAUUUUCCCAAACGGCCGAUUUCAUCGCGAAGGCGGAGGAAAUCUGUGGUCCGUACGUUUGGGAGCGGUACGAUUUGCUGGUAAUGCCGCCAAGCUUCCCGUUCGGAGGUAUGGAGAAUCCUUGCCUGACGUUCGUAACGCCAACACUGCUGGCGGGUGAUAAAUCGCUUGCCACGGUGGUUGCGCACGAAAUUGCGCACAGCUGGACGGGCAACCUGGUGACGAAUAGAAAUUUUGAGCAUUUCUGGCUGAACGAAGGCUUUACCGUGUUCGUUGAGGGAAAGAUCGUCGGCCGGUUGUCCGGCAAUGCGUCGCGCGAUUUUCAUGCCCUGCACGGUUUGAGCGAGCUUUCGGACUGUAUUAAAACUCAACUGGCCGACACGCCCGAGCUGACGAAGCUCGUCGUAGAUUUGUCGGAGUGUGGGCCGGACGAUGCCUUCUCCACCGUGCCGUACAUUAAGGGUUCAACGUUCUUGCGCUACCUGGAAGAUCUGCUAGGUGGACCGUCCAAGUUUGAGCCGUUUUUCCGUGCCUACCUGGACCGCUUCAAGUACCAGUCGGUGCUGACGAACGACUUCAAGCAGAUGCUUUACGAGUGGUUCCGCGAGGAUCCGAACAAUGAAGUGCUGCUCGAGCGUAUCAAUUGGGAUUUAUGGCUGUUUGGCGAAGGAAUGCCACCCGUCAUCCCAAGUUACGAUCGUUCGAUGCUGGAGGCAUGCCUAGCACAUGCUACCCUGUGGGCCGAAAAUGAUUUGGACACGAUCAAAAAUUCGCCGCUGGUGAAGCAAAGCCUCGUUAGCGUGCAGCUGAUCGAGUUCCUUGCGCAGUUGCUGGAGAGGAAAAAGAUCGUCGAUCUGACGGCGGAGAAGGUGGCGCUGCUGGGCGAGACGUACGGCUUCAGCACGACAAAGAACGCGGAACUGCGGUUCCGGUUCGUGCGGCUGUUCAUACGCGCCCGGCUGAUCGAGAAAAUGGACGAAAUUCUCGCUUUUGCGAAUAGCAACUUCCGGAUGAAGUUUGUUCGCCCGGUGUACAAGGAACUGGGCGCCUGGCCCCAAGCGAGACCCAUCGCCAUCGAGAACUACAACCGCGUAAAGGAUCAGAUGAUGACGGUUUGUGCCUACACGGUUGCGAAAGAUUUGGGCAUUUCGGAUGUAUCGGCUUAAGGGGUGCAGUGCAUUUCAGAACCCGCGCAAUAAGGUACGAUUUGUAUGGUAAAAUAAAGUUAACAACAGUACGUGAGAUUAA
This is a messenger RNA of Anopheles merus, 2092 nucleotides long. RefSeq names its product leukotriene A-4 hydrolase. Gene Ontology annotation, molecular function: zinc ion binding; metallopeptidase activity; epoxide hydrolase activity. NCBI's taxonomy places the organism in Eukaryota, Metazoa, Arthropoda, Insecta, Diptera, Culicidae. The transcript is spliced from 8 exons. Bases 160 to 2010 code for a protein of 616 amino acids. The record is from RefSeq and is a predicted model, not a curated record. Gene Ontology annotation, cellular component: cytosol. Gene Ontology annotation, biological process: peptide catabolic process; proteolysis.